Heterobasidion irregulare TC 32-1 is the source of this 339-nucleotide messenger RNA. RefSeq lists its product as uncharacterized. The transcript is spliced from 2 exons. The record is from RefSeq and is a predicted model, not a curated record. Lineage: Eukaryota; Fungi; Basidiomycota; Agaricomycetes; Russulales; Bondarzewiaceae. The coding region runs from base 1 to 339 and encodes 112 amino acids.
AUGGCUGCCGUCCCACUGUGGUUGAAACCCGCGAGCGUUGUAAACAAUCCUUAUUUGGGAUGGCUGCCGUCCCUUGACUCGACACUGUGGUUGAAACCCGCGAGCGCUGUAAACAAUCCCUAUUUGGGAUGGCUGCCGUCCCUUUCCCCAUAUUGUAGGAAGCAUCCCGAUCGCCAAUCCUGCAUCACACAGGGACGAUCCUCUACGAUCCUCCACGAUUCAUUGCCAUCUGGUCCGAGCCACUCCCUCAUGUCUCCUCGCGAGCAAGAGAUUCCUUUGUGUCUCGCUGACAUGCGCCAGACGAACGUCUUCUCUCUUGAUUUCCUGCAUUCACAGUGA